GCGAAAAGGAAGAUGUCGAGACCGCAACUGCGAAUACUUCCAUGACCAGCUCUUUAAUUGGCCGGCUGUUCCGCUCCGGCGGCAAAAGAGGCAGGCUGCGGGCAAGCCCGUUUCGCCUCGGUCUAUGGGUCGCAGGCACCUUUUGUGCCGCGAAAGUCUUUAACGAGCAUGCUUACGAGCUCCAACUUUCCUCGGGGCCGUCAAUGUACCCGACGAUACACUUCAAAGGCGACUACCUAUUAAUCUCGAAAUAUUACAAGUAUGGAAGGGGAAUUGCGGUCGGCGAUAUCGUUACCUUUAAGCACCCAUCCUAUGUGAUGAUGGCGGCGAAGAGGGUGGUCGGGAUGCCGGGAGACUAUGUGUUGGUUGAUCCGGAGGAUCAUGGAGGCCCUUUGGCGAAGAUGAUCCAGGUUCCUGAAGGUCAUAUCAUGGUCACUGGUGAUAACCUACCUUGGUCAAGAGAUUCGAGAGAUUUCGGUCCACUCCCAAUGGGUCUAAUCUCGGGGAAAGUAAUUGGGAAAAUGUGGUGGCCACUCAACUAUCAGCGUAUGGAGAACUCGCUGAAACCCGUCGAAGACAUCUCAAGGAGCCAGCCAUGAUCGCCGCCCAUUUCUUCGGGGAUAUCGUGGAACCGUAGCAUCAUGAAGUACCAUUUUAAAUACAUGGGACAACUAUCUAUAAAGAAGCCUCUCUGUUUAAAUAGCCCUAUUGUACAAUAUGAAAUCAGACGAAAAAAAACGUCCCAACAAAAGCACGCCGACCCCAAAGCCGCUCAUUACCGAGAUUAUCUAAAAGAAGCCGGGUUUCUACGUUUGUAUGGUAGAGGCUCAAUCCUCUUUCGUCUCAAUUCAACAUCUGCACCCUCAAUUCCAAACUUAUUCAUCACAUCGGCCAUAUCCUCGUCCCACUGGGUUCUAAACAAAUGGGCACCGAUUGGCUUGAGCUGAUGUCUUCCCUGAAUGCUUCGAAGAGAGAAAUUCUCUCGUUGAACUUUCUCGGCGACGGUUUUGUAGUCCAAAGCUUUCUGAUCCUUCUGUUCCAGGAUAAAGAUUGAGAGCCGGUGGUAAGGACUUCCUUUCUGCGCAGUCGGCGGGAACCACGGGAGGAGAACCUGUGACUCUGCGGAUAAGUCGCCUAGGGAAACAAAGGUGUCGGUGGGGUUGAUGGGUACGUUGACAGCAAGGAAAUGGCAGUGACUGUCAAAGCCGUCGGUUUCGAGAUUUGGCACGUCGGGAUCUACGACUGCGAUGGUGACCAGCUUUUCUCCUUUGAUGAACGAUUGUAUUUCAAGUUUGGGCGCCACGGAACUAACACGAGAAUUCACAAAUUCGCCGGGCUGUACGCUCUUUCUGCCGAAUGAUAACUUCACAUCAACGACGGGGUCAAUGUGGGGGAGCACGUCUGGAAUUACUUUCAUUUGUGUAAUUCGUUGGAUGAGAAUCUCCCGUCGG
This is a messenger RNA of Coccidioides immitis RS, 1451 nucleotides long. RefSeq names its product mitochondrial inner membrane protease subunit 1. The record is from RefSeq and is a predicted model, not a curated record. The coding region runs from base 42 to 599 and encodes 185 amino acids. Gene Ontology annotation, molecular function: serine-type endopeptidase activity. NCBI's taxonomy places the organism in Eukaryota, Fungi, Ascomycota, Eurotiomycetes, Onygenales, Onygenaceae. The transcript is spliced from 2 exons. Gene Ontology annotation, cellular component: mitochondrial inner membrane peptidase complex; membrane.